This is a messenger RNA of Trypanosoma brucei brucei TREU927, 3717 nucleotides long. RefSeq names its product receptor-type adenylate cyclase GRESAG 4, putative. Gene Ontology annotation, biological process: intracellular signal transduction; cyclic nucleotide biosynthetic process. The record is from RefSeq and is a predicted model, not a curated record. The transcript has a single exon. Bases 1 to 3717 code for a protein of 1238 amino acids. NCBI's taxonomy places the organism in Eukaryota, Euglenozoa, Kinetoplastea, Trypanosomatida, Trypanosomatidae.
AUGCCGGCAGCUUUGUGCGGUUUGAGUUCUUCUGCACCACACACACGGGCGUCCUCUCACCGUAUGAGGCACGUGACGCUACAACGAGGUGCAAAGGUUAUUGGGUCGCUGUUGUUGUUAAUAAUGCUGACAGUCGGUUCACUCGCAAGGCCAAUUGAAGCAACAGAUGUUGUGACAGUCAAAGUGCUGAGCCUCAUGUACGGCGCCGGCUCCCCCAACGACGUCGUUGACUCCCUCAACGCAGGUCUGGGUGCAUCCCUUGCAGCACGUGAAGAUGAAGUGAGCUCGAUGUUCAAGGUUUCUCUGAUCCAACCUUCGUCGUACGAUGAGCCAAUCGAGCAGUUGUUUAACACCACAGUAGAACGGACGAACAACGAGCUUCUGGUCAUCGUGGGGCCACUGGGUAAUCAAAAUGUACUUUGGGUACAAGACAGGCUAGAGGUGCAUGAUUUGGUUGCCUUUGCACCUCUUUCUUACUCUGAUAAAACCCGUGGGUGGAAUCCCCACUUCUAUUAUCCAAGUGUCGAGCCAGAUGCCGAGUUACUUGCCCUCGUCCGCUAUGCUAUCGUAUUCCUUCGGGUCCCGCGCGUAGGCUUCAUGUACCUCAAGGACACGCACUUUGGUGAGACCUCGCUUCUAUUCGCACGGGAUGUGAUGUCUAUGAUGGGAUAUAAGUUGUGUGGCACGUUUGCUAUCGAAGGCGGUGAUGAUCGGAGCGAGGACGCUACAUUCGAGGCGGAGUGGAAACAAUUUGUGGAUACACGCCCGCAGGCUGUUCUGUUAUUUGGUUCCCCACACGACCUCACCGCGAAGUUCAUCACGAAGAUGGUGACGGAUAAUCGCACAGCAGGAGCGUAUGUACUUACCGUCUCCAAUAUGCAAAAUUUCCUACUCAAGAACUGGAAGAAGGCACUGGAGGUGGCUGGUGCCAAUCUCAAACCCGGACAAAUCGUCAUCACCGGUACAAGCCCACUCGCUGGUGAUGCGCAAUAUGAAGUGAUCCAACGCUUCCAAAGGGAAAUGACUAAACACCUAGAGACAAACAAGGACUGGGGCGGUUUUGCGAAGCCAGGGCACUUUAGCACUAACCACAAUGAUGGGGAACUGAUGGUUCUCGGGUGGCUCGCUGGGGAGUUGCUUGUGCGGGCACUAGUUGAAAGUGUCUCAUUAACGAAUCGUACCCUAUUCAAGGCUUCACUGUAUAAUCAGCGCCGCUACCUGAUCGACGACAUGGUGAUUGGUGACUUUGGCGGUGAAUGCAGUGAGGACGCACAACGUCAAGGUGCCGUCCGCCGUUGCAACCAAGGGGGUAAUAUAGUGUACAUGAAGAAGGUUGUUGACCAAUACCAUUUGGAACCACUAAGGGAAGGAUUCCUGACCUGGGGUACAUCGCGGUGCUUCAGCGAGGGUGUCCGCGUAGGUGCCCCGCUUAGCGGUGUCGUCAUAUUGGCGUCCGAUCACACUGUUGCUCAUCGUGCCAAUUCUCGGUACUUUAGUGGUGCAACGGCUCUCUCACGUAACGACCGGAUCUGGGAGGAUGACAGGCUCUUCCUUCAUCCUCUCGAGUCCUCGCUUUCAGGGGCGGCAACAGACCUUCACGAUAACCGCGAUAAAAUUGUCAUUUCUGCUGUCUUCGGCGUUGUGACCAAUGAUGUGCUUAGCACAGAAGGUCUUAUUUUCUUUGACCCGAUGGUGGUUUUCCCUCAGUUGAGUAUGUUCAGACGGCAUGUUAUACACUUCUUUCCUACGCUCGCACAGGAGCUCUACGUAUUCGCCCGAUACCUCUCACACUCGGAAAGCAGCUUCGCCGAUGCCAUUAUCCGAAGCGAUGAGGCAGGUGAAAUUGCCAAGGUAUUGGCAAUGUCAUUGGUGACAUUUGGCGUGUCACCUGGUUUUGGAGUGUUCUUGGAUGUUGCUUCCCCUAUUCGUGAAAGUCAUCUCAAACGCGGUGGCGAUACGUUCGUCCUUGGACUCACAGCUCCUGAUGUAAAAUUGAUAUCCAAGCACCUUGAAACCCACCCUGAGGCUCGAGUUUUCAUCACCUUCACGGACCUGGUACUGCUGUACGAGGAGUUCAUAUCAGAGUUCAAUGCAACUACAAACACUAAAGCACAGCGCCUAUUUUUCGCCACUAGUUUACCGCAUUGGGCUGAUAAUAGUUCCAAAUCAGAAACCAUUACUGCUUACCACAGAGCUAUUCCCGAUCCGAAGCAGUGGUCGCCGAUGUCACUGCGUGGUUUCGCUGUCGCCCGAGUGAUGCAAACUCUCCUAGUACCCAUGAAGAAAGUGAAUGCCGCUUUACUCGCAGAGCAAGUGUUUUGGCAAACGUCGUUUGUUGUCGAUGACAUGAAGUAUGGGCCCUUUAACGAUGUCGACUGCGUCGCUAACGGCGUGCAACUGUCGAGUAAUUGUGUUUGGAACUACGGUGCCACAGAUAUCGCUGUGUGGUCCUUCGCUCGUGUUCUGAACCCUUCUCUUCCUGUAGCGGAGGAUCCCAUUACGCCUUCGAUGGAGUAUAAGAAGCCUCGCGAGCAACUAACAUCCUCUGAGAUUGCUGGUAUCGUAAUGGGAUCAGUUAUCGCGUUGAUGCUCUUUGCUACCCUUGGUGUUGCACUACUAUGCAGUAGGCGGAACAAGCGUGAUAACGACCGAGCGCCGAGGGAACCAACUGAUCCCGUGACACUUAUCUUCACUGACAUCGAGAACAGCACAGCCCAGUGGGCGGCGCAUCCCGAUCUCAUGACGGAGGCGGUAGCCGCGCACCACCGCUUGAUCCGUGCACUGGUGCUGAGGCAUAACUGCUACGAAGUUAAGACCAUUGGAGACUCCUUCAUGAUCGCGAGCAAGCACCCGUCCCAAGCGGUUCAACUGGCAGCAGAUGUUCAACUCAUGUUCUUGCACAACGACUGGGGUACGGAUGUAUUCGACAAUUUCUACCGUGAGUUGGAGGAAACGAAUGCGAAGGAGGAUAAUGAAUACACUUCUCCUACUGCAUGUCUGGACCCCGAAGUGUACAGUCGGUUGUGGAGUGGUUUACGCGUACGCAUUGGUAUUCACACCGGGUUGUGUGAUAUUCGGCAUGAUGAAGUCACAAAAGGUUACGACUACUACGGUCCCGCCACCAACAUGGCAGCACGCACGGAGAGUGUUGCUAACGGUGGGCAAGUAUUAAUAACACAUGCAACUUAUAUGUCUCUGAGUGAGUCGGAGCGGCAACAGUUCGGUGUGACCGCACUCGGACCCGUGGCAUUGCGUGGCGUUCCUCAACCGGUGCAGCUGUACCAGCUAAGUGCGGUACCGGGUCGUACCUUCGCACCCCUCCGCCUUGACCGGGAGUAUUUCUUCGAAGAUGAAAAUGAGACCACCAACUCCACAAGCGAAAAUAGCUCGUCACGUGCGGAGCUUGGUGAAUCGGCACAAAUGAUUAUGACUUCACUUCAGAUGUUGCUCAGUACCUUCAAGGGUCCGCAGCGUGAGAAAUUGCUAACGCCGUACUGUGAGCGCUGGCGUGUGCCGCUACCCCGGAAGUGUACAAGAGUGUGGGAUGAGGAAUAUUGUCAGGAGGUUAUGCGUCGCAUUGCUGCAAAGGUCGGGCACGUGGCGGACCACUGUGCGGUGGGCCAAAGCAAUCACUCCACAAGUACACUGAGCAGCGCAUCAGUGGUGAUUAUCUCCGAAAACAAAGCUUUCCUCGAUACAUGUUCUUCCAUGCUUUGA